AUGAUAGGAUGCGUGUCUAUCCAACACCUUCCAACUCAUAGACACCACUCUGACUUCCCUGGGCACGCUCAACAGGACAUUGACGAUGCCAAGAACCUCAGCAUAAAUGCCUUUGUCCUCGAGCUCAGUGAUGCCGCUCUUGACAUGGUGACGGGGUCGCCGGACCACCUCUUCACCCACCCUGGGUUCUUCAACGGCUCCGACGACUACCAGUGGACCUGGGGCAAGGACAAGGCCAGCUCGUCCUACUACAAGGUGGACGGCAAGGCCCUGAUCAGCACCUUCUCUUCCGGCGGCUUCGAUAGUGACCGGUGA
Molecule: messenger RNA, 315 nt
Organism: Geosmithia morbida
Lineage: Eukaryota; Fungi; Ascomycota; Sordariomycetes; Hypocreales; Bionectriaceae
Product: Glycosyl hydrolase family 71
Exons: 2
Coding region: 1-315 (104 amino acids)
Source: RefSeq, a predicted model, not a curated record